This is a messenger RNA of Patiria miniata (bat star), 1373 nucleotides long. RefSeq names its product monoacylglycerol lipase ABHD6-like. The coding region runs from base 224 to 1237 and encodes 337 amino acids. The transcript has 9 exons. The record is from RefSeq and is a predicted model, not a curated record. NCBI's taxonomy places the organism in Eukaryota, Metazoa, Echinodermata, Asteroidea, Valvatida, Asterinidae.
UCAUUUAUUUGACGAGUUGAUGCAGUGAUAACUUGGCUGAGAGUGUUUUCCAGUGGAACCGAAACUGUGCCACGUUGGAUUUAGUGGGGUUUAAUUAAUUUGUUAGUUGCUGAGUUGAUGCACGUGUAGAUGCUGAGAGGCCUUCAGGAAAUCACACAGAUAGCGACAGGUUUCAGACCAACCAACAAAACUUGACUGCCUGGACCCACCCAGCAUCCUCACCAUGCAUACGAUAUUCAAGUUGGCCCUGGCGCCACCGCUGAUGUGCAUCGGUCUCAUGAUGCUGCCCUUCGUCUUCUUCUUUUCGCCCACGAUUGUCGCCGCAGUAGGCAUUGUCUACUUCCGUCCCGACCUGGUCUUCAGACUGUACACCCGGUUCAAGAUGUGGCACAUCGGCUUCCGAUCCAAAUCCGUCACCGUCAGCAAGUACACCUUUUCAUUUGCCGUGCGAGGCAAGCCUGACCCUUCCCGCCCCUCCAUGCUAUUCCUGCACGGCUUCUCUGCAGCCCAGGAUAUGUGGUGGCCGUUUGUUCAGAAUUUACCCAGUGAUUGGCACAUCGUGGCAGUGGACAUGCCUGGCCACGGCAAGACGACACGCAAGAUGAAUGAUAGCUUCUCCCUCCCAGCCCAGGCAGCAAGGAUGCGACAGUUCACACAGGCUGUGGGUCUACGGAAGAAGCCGUUUCAUCUAGUGGGUAUAUCCAUGGGUGGCGGCGUGGCUGGGGUUUAUGCGGCUAAGUACUCGGAGGAUCUCGCUAAACUCACCAUGUUCUGCCCAGCAGGAAUCAAUUCCAAGAUCCCUAGUGAGUUUGAGCUUGCUGUCAGCGAUGGCAGGCUCAGCAAUGGCCUGUUGCCAGAGAAUGAAGAAGAGUACGUCAAGAUGGUGCCAUACUUGAUGUAUGAGGUUCCCAAAGUCCCAAGUCUGUACUGGAAAGGAAUGAGGCUACUGAGGAAAAACAACAAUGCGUUCUACAAGAAAGUCAUGAGUGAUCUGAUGGCUCCUAACUCCAAAGAUUCCCUGCGAGCCAACAUGUCAUCUAUCACUGUGCCCACUUUGGUUCUCUGGGGCCAACAUGAUAAUCUUCUUCACCCCUCUGGGGCGAGAGUUCUAAAAGAAGGCAUCCCAAACAGUCAGGUUCACGUCCUGGAGCGUUGUGGCCACUCACUGCACAUGGAGAGACCCUUUAAGACGUCCAAGCUCCUGCGCACAUUUGCCGAGGAAGAAAAUGCAAAUUAAAAAAUCACUCGUUAACAAGUGGUUGAUUUGUGGCAUACUUGCUCCUCCUAACAGUGUUGUAGUUCACCACAAGUCCAUCACAAAUCCACCAGUCUCAAGUCAAGUCACGAAAAAUAUUCAAAUGAACUGUUACAAA